Molecule: messenger RNA, 809 nt
Organism: Pungitius pungitius (ninespine stickleback)
Lineage: Eukaryota; Metazoa; Chordata; Actinopteri; Perciformes; Gasterosteidae
Product: serine/threonine-protein kinase pim-3-like
Exons: 6
Coding region: 107-727 (206 amino acids)
Biological process (GO): negative regulation of apoptotic process; protein autophosphorylation; regulation of mitotic cell cycle
Cellular component (GO): cytoplasm
Molecular function (GO): ATP binding; protein serine/threonine kinase activity
Source: RefSeq, a predicted model, not a curated record
UAAAAGUCUUGUUUCGUAGGUUGCCAUUAAACACAUCCCUAAUGAUGACGUCUACUGCACACAUGAGGACGACGAAGGGAACAAAAUUUCCAUUGAGAACGCCAUCAUGUUGAAGCUGGCGGCCAAAUCUGAGGGGGCAUCGCCAUACCUUACCUUGCUGGACUGGUACCAGUUAGAGGAGGAGCUGGUGAUGGUGAUCGAGAGGCCCAUCCCCGCUACGGAUUUAUUUGACCAUAUCAUGGGAAAAGGAGGCUUCGUGAAGGAAAAAGAAGCCAAGAUCAUACUGAGGCAGCUGGUCGAUGCGGCGCUAUAUCUGGAGAACAAGAACAUUUUCCACCGGGACAUAAAGGUGGAGAACAUCCUGAUCGAGACAAGUUCGAAGGUCCCACGAGUUCGCGUUAUCAACUUUGGUCUGAGCUGUUACGACGAUAAAAAAGAGACUUAUCAUGAGUUUUUCGGAACUAUAUUCACCCCAGAGAUUCACCUUAACAAGGGGUACAAAGCAGGAUCCACCACAGUGUUCCAGAUUGGAGCGGUGCUGUUUAACACCCUCCACAAAUUCGAAAAAUUUGACACGUUAGUUUUUUAUUUAAAGCGUCAAGGUCUCCCCCAAAGCAUCUCCAAGAACUGCAAAGACUUCCUCCAGAUGUGCCUGAGAAUUGACAAAGCAGAAAAAGACAAAGGCUGGACAGCGAGGACCGGAAAAAAAAAAAACAUGAAGAGUUAGAGUCCAAAUAUGAGCAACUGGAACUCCUCGGUGCGGGAGGAUGUGGAAAUGUGUACGCCGGCCACCGCAGGGCCGACAACCU